Synchiropus splendidus (mandarinfish) is the source of this 16005-nucleotide messenger RNA. RefSeq names its product ankyrin-3-like. Gene Ontology annotation, cellular component: T-tubule. Gene Ontology annotation, biological process: regulation of cardiac muscle contraction; signal transduction; protein localization to T-tubule. The transcript is spliced from 48 exons. The record is from RefSeq and is a predicted model, not a curated record. Gene Ontology annotation, molecular function: protein binding. The coding region runs from base 363 to 14207 and encodes 4614 amino acids. NCBI's taxonomy places the organism in Eukaryota, Metazoa, Chordata, Actinopteri, Syngnathiformes, Callionymidae.
CACACUGCCAGCGGAGGACACACGAGGAGGAGGAGGAGGAGGUGGAGGAGGAGGACACAGGGAGAAGCAGACACUUCUCCUCUCCCGUCACUUUUUAAGAGAAAAAUGACUUGCAGAGCAACAACCAAAAGAAAGGGCACACAGAGGAUAUACAUGUAAACAAAAGAAACCUACUCUUCUCCAUUCUCCUUUUCAAGGAGGGCAUUUUUCUUCCCUUUCCCCCCCUUUCCUUUUCUGCCCCGAUUUUUUCCUCUGAGAUCCCGGUUUUGUCAAUUAGCACCUCUGAACUUCUCUGGGAUUUCAGGUGAGGCACGCGUGUGUAGUGUGUGGUGCUUCAGCUUUUUUUUUUUCCAUUACCCAUCAUGGCUCACGCGGCCUCCCAAUUGAAGAAGAAUCGGGGGGAAGUGGAUGUGAAUGCAUUAGAGGACGAGAAGGAGAAGCGGAGGAAGAGCAGGAGAGCACAGUCCCGGGAACAAAAGAGAAAGUCUGACAGUAAUGCCAGUUACCUGAGAGCUGCCAGGGCAGGAAACCUUGAAAAGGUCCUUGACUACAUCAAGUCGGGGGUGGAGAUCAACAUUUGCAAUCAGAAUGGAUUGAAUGCGCUUCAUCUGGCCUCUAAGGAGGGGCAUGUGGAGGUUGUUGUGGAACUCCUAAAGCUUGGUGCCACGGUAGAUGCAGCAACAAAAAAAGGAAACACUGCCCUGCACAUCGCCUCGCUGGCCGGCCAAGCGGAAGUCGUCAAAGAGCUGGUCACCAACGGAGCCAACGUCAAUGCACAAUCUCAGAAUGGCUUCACUCCUCUUUACAUGGCAGCCCAGGAGAAUCACCUGGAUGUGGUUCGGUUCCUUCUGGAGAACAAUGCCAGCCAGAGUAUGGCUACAGAGGACGGAUUCACCCCCCUGGCAGUGGCGCUCCAGCAGGGCCAUGACCAGGUGGUCUCCCUGCUGCUGGAGAACGAUACCAAGGGCAAGGUCCGACUGCCUGCCCUGCACAUCGCUGCCCGCAAGGACGACACCAAGGCCGCGGCCCUGCUUCUUCAGAACGACCACAACGCUGAUGUAGAGUCCAAGAGUGGCUUCACUCCACUCCACAUCGCCUCUCACUAUGGCAACAUUCACGUCGCCACGCUGCUGCUUAACCGAGGGGCCGCUGUGGACUUCAUGGCUCGGAAUGACAUCACCCCACUCCAUGUGGCUGCGAAAAGGGGUAACAGUAACAUGGUGGUCCUGUUGUUGGAUAGAGGGGCCAAAAUUGAUGCCAAGACCAAGGACGGCCUGACACCGCUUCACUGUGGGGCGAGGAGCGGUCACGACCAGGUGGUGGAGAUCCUUCUACAACGAGGAGCUCCGCUGCUGUCCAAGACCAAGAACGGUCUAUCAGCGCUCCACAUGGCCACUCAGGGGGACCACCAUAACUGUGUCAACACCUUGCUCAACCACGACGUCCCUGUGGACGAUGUCACCAAUGACUACCUGACCGCUCUGCACGUCGCGGCUCACUGCGGUCACUACAGGGUGGCCAAGCUCAUUCUGGAAAAGAAGGCCAACCCGAAUGCCAAGGCUCUGAACGGUUUCACUCCACUCCACAUUGCCUGCAAGAAGAACAGACUCAAAGUUAUGGAACUUUUGCUAAAAUACGGAGCUUCUAUCCAGGCAGUAACAGAGUCUGGACUCACGCCCAUCCAUGUGGCUGCGUUCAUGGGUCACCUGAUGAUCGUGGAUUCCCUCACAGAGCAUGGAGCUUCGCCGAACACCACUAACGUUAGAGGCGAAACAGCGCUCUUCAUGGCAGCCCGCUCCGGCCAGAUAGAUGUGGUCAAGUUUUUACUCAGAAUGGGAGCCAAUGUUGACACCAAAUCGAAGGAUGAUCAGACAGCACUGCACAUUUGCACCAGGCUUGGAAAGGUGGAAACUGUUAUGCUUCUGCUGCAGUCUGGUGCUUCUGCCAAUGCCGCCACCACCUCUGGCUAUACUCCCCUCCACCUGGCAGCCCGCGAAGGACACCAGGAUGUGGCUGGUGUUCUACUGGACCACGGAGCAAAUGUGGAGUACACGACAAAAAAAGGAUUCACUCCUCUGCAUGUGGCAGCAAAGUACGGGAGGAUGGAAGUGGCCAAACUGCUGAUCAAAGCCAGAUCAAUGAUCGAUAACCCUGGAAAGAACGGGCUCUCUCCACUCAGUGUUGCCAUUCACUAUGAUAAUCAGAAACUGGCUCUGCUACUGCUGGAACAGGGAGCGUCACCAAUGUCGAUAGCAAAGAACGGCUACUCGCCGCUUCACAUCGCUGCCAAGAAGAAUCAGAUGGACAUUGCCACGGCUCUGCUGGAGUACGGCGCCUCUCCAGAAGCGACGACAGCUCAGGGCAUCAACCCUGUGCACAUGGCUGCGCAGGAGGGAAACGUGGACAUAGUGUCACUGCUUUUGUCCAAGAAUGCCAACAUCAACGCUCACACAAGGGUACAGCACAGUUUAAAAAGUCACACAUUAAUAAAAACCCCAAAUGAUUUAUGGAAACUUUAUAUUGUUUACUUGUGUGUGUUUUUGCAGAGCGGACUUACACCUCUUCACCUCGCAGCUCAGGAAAACAAAGUCAACGUAGCGGAAGUCCUUCUCAACCACAGAGCUGACGUCAACGUUCGAACUAUGACGGGUUACACACCGCUGCAUGUGGCCGCUCACUAUGGCAACGCAAAGAUGGCAAACUUCCUUCUGCAAAACAAUGCCAUGGUUGAUUACAUAACAAAGAACGGAUACACUCCCCUCCACCAAGCUGCCCAGCAGGGACACACUCACAUCGUGAACCUGCUCCUGCAGCACGGGGCCUCUGCCAAUGAGCUCACGGUGAAUGGGAAUACACCGCUGUCACUGGCUCAACGUCUGGGCUACAUAUCUGUGGUGGACACGCUGAGACCUGUGACUGCAGAGGGCUUGGCCAACAUGAGUGCACCAGAGAAACACAAAAUCAAUGUCCCGGAGACUCUGAAUGAGUUUCUGGACAUGUCAGACGAUGAAGGUGAGGAUGCCAUGACAGGAGACACAGACAAAUACCUGCGUCCUCAAGACUUGAAGGAGCUGGGGGACGACUCUCUUCCCCAGGAGGGCUAUGUUGGAUUCAGCACAAGAGCUCCACUAGCCAGCCCUAGAAUCAGUUCAGACCGGUCCAGCACACUAAACCGAAGCUCCUUCACUCGGGACAGUAUGAUGAUCGAGGAGAUUCUGGCUCCCACCAAGUCCUCGCUUCAGAGUGCCUGUAAAGACAUUUCCUUCUUGGUUGACCCCUUAAAUAAGCACCUGGCUGUGACCAGAGACUACGGUUCAGAGUGCAUGCGUCGCUACAGUUGGACUCCAGAUACUGUCGACCACAGCCAUAACGCUGUGUCCAGCCCAAUUCACUCUGGCUCCUCUUCCCCGCUCCCUCAGUAUGACUCCAGGUUCCUUGUCAGUUUUAUGGUUGAUGCCCGUGGUGGUUCCAUGAGAGGCAGCCGCCACAACGGCAUGCGCAUCAUCAUCCCCCCUAGAAAGUGCACGGCUCCCACUCGCAUCACCUGUCGCCUGGCCAAGCGACACAAGCUGGCGUACCCCCCGCCCAUGGUGGAAGGAGAAGGGCUGGUCAGUCGACUGGUGGAGGUCGGGCCAGCUGGGGCUCAGUUCCUCGGUCCUGUGAUCGUGGAGAUUCCCCAUUUUGGCUCCAUGAGAGGGAAGGAGAGAGAGUUAAUUGUGUUGAGGAGUGACAACGGGGACACCUGGAGGGAGCAUCAGUCUGACAGUAGACCGGAAGAUCUGCCAGAACUCCUUGUUGGCAUGGAUGAAGAGCUUGACAGCCCUGCUGAGCUGGAGAAGAAGCGGAUUUGCCGAAUUGUAACCAGCGACUUCCCUCAGUAUUUUGCGGUGGUGUCCCGGAUCAAGCAGGAGUCCAGCCACGUGGGUCCUGAUGGAGGGGUUUUGUCCAGCAGCACCGUGCCCAUGGUCGCCGCCUCUUUCCCCCAGGGGGCCCUCACCAAGAGGAUACGUGUUGGUUUACAGGCCCAGCCAGUCCCAGAUGACCUGGUGAGAGCGGUCCUCGGGAACAGAGCCACCUUCAGCCCCAUUGUCACCGUGGAGCCCCGAAGAAGAAAGUUCCACAAGCCAAUUACCAUGACCAUCCCUGUCCCUCCGAGGUCAGCAGAAGGUCACCCCACUGGCCAGCGGGGAGAAUGUGCCCCGUGUCUUCGCCUGCUCUGCAGCAUCACCGGGGGGACGUCGCCUGCCCAGUGGGAAGACAUCACGGGGACCACCCCUCUGUCCUUCGUCACCGAUUGUGUAUCUUUCACCACAAAUGUGUCGGCCAGGUUCUGGCUCGCAGACUGUCACCAGAUUCCUGAGACGGUGAGUCUAGCGUCUCAGUUAUACCGGGAGCUGAUCUGCGUGCCGUACCUGGCCAAGUUUGUGGUUUUCGCCAAGAUGAACGAUUCUGUCGAAGCCCGGCUUCGCUGUUUCUGCAUGACAGACGACAAAGUCGACAAGACUCUGGAGCAGCAAGAGAACUUUGAGGAGGUGGCACGCAGCAAAGACAUUGAGGUCCUGGAAGGCAAACCGAUCCACGUGGAUUGCUACGGCAAUUUGUCCCCUCUGACCAAGAGUGGACAGCAACUGGUUUUUAAUUUCUACUCCUUCAAGGAAAACAGGCUUCCUUUCAAUGUGAAGAUCCGAGAUAUGGGCCAGGAAGCAUGCGGUCGCCUCUCCUUCCUGAGAGAACCCAAAACAUCUAAAGGUCUUCCACAGACUGCCAUUUGCAAUUUAAAUAUCACACUGCCAACUCACCGAAAGGAUAUGGAGUCUGAUCCUGAUGAUGAGACUGAAAAGCCAGAACGACGUCAUACCUUUGCCUCCAUAGCUUUGCGUAAGCGCUACAGCUAUUUGACUGACCCAGCUGCCAAAACAACUGAUCGAAGUCCGCAGAGAACACAGCCUCCUAGCUACCCUCACAAACCUGUCCUUUCAACGAGAUCUUAUCAGGCGUGGUCGUCUGUUCCUGUCGCCGUCCCUGGCCAAACCAAGUCUGGAUUUGGCUCCCUCUCCAGUUCCUCGUCCAACACACCCAAUGCCUCUCCACUGAAGUCUCUUUGGUCCAUCAAUUCUGCGUCCCCCAUAAAAACAAAUAUUCCCGGAUCACCUGUCUCCUCAAUUAAAUCCGUUAGUGACAUGGCCGGGUCUCCCAUCAGGUCUUACAGGACUAUCUCCUCUCCCAUAAAAACUGUUGUCCAGCAAACACAGUACCAAGGACAACUUACCCCCAGCCCCCUUGCCUCACCAGGAAAAAACGCCUCAGAUUCAAUGAAGGGAACAGCAGGAUUGUCUGCUCGAUCCUCCCCAAUAACUGUAGGAGGAAGCCCCUUACUUGAAAGGGCGUCCAUAGCCAUGACACCACCAACAUCCCCCAAAUCCUCAAGUAUGUACAGCCCCCCUCUCUCUUACAAAACUGUCAUGGGGGGCUCUGCUGGAACAGCGUCAUCUUGCUCCCCCAUAAAAACAGUCCCCGGCCUCUCCUCUGUACGGUCCUUUGCAUCUGAUGUCACUGGCCCUGCAAGGAACUUUUUUUCAUCACUUUCAUCUCCUCUCAAAUCAAACACGGCUCCAAGUGCUGCAGCUCUCAUCAACGGGUCUUUGUCUCCAUCACAGUAUCGCUCCUCAUCCCCAACACCAAGUCUCACCAGCAGCCUGCAAGAAAGGAUACAAGCAACGACCAAUGCUGCGACAACAAGUGUGAAUGCAGCUUUUGAUGAAGUUGAAAAAACAUUCAACUCAUGCUCAGCAGGUUACGGUACAUUAAAGUCCAUGUCCUCCUCGGCAUCCUCCUCUUAUCAGUCCAUCAGAUCAUCUGCUUCUAGUUCCUUGUACGCCUCUUUGAGAUCUGCCCCUCACAACACUACUGCAGUGACGUCCAGCACAAUGACGGUCCCUGUUUAUUCUGUUAUCAAUGUGAUGCCGGAGCCUCCGUUUAAAAAGCUACCCGAGGUGUCAAAGUCAGCGGCCGCUCUUCUGUCCCCCAGGAAGACAGAUCCCAAUGUAAUGAGUCCUCAAGUGCAAUCUUCCUUUGCGCGAACGCUCUCCCCAAUAAAGUCCCCCCAUUUCGCUGCUGGGUUGAAGUCUGACACAACGUCACCCCUGUCGUCCAGCCAGGAGAUUCUGAAAGAUGUGGCUGAAAUGAAGGAGGACUUAAUUCGCAUGUCAGCAAUUUUACAGACGGAAGCAAAUUCUUCUGCAAGUAAACUGUUCAAAUCAGACUCUCCCAAGGAGGCUAGAGUAGAAGAUGAUGAGCCGUAUAGAAUUGUCGAGAAAGUUAAAGAGGACUUGGUGAAAGUUAGUGAGAUCUUAACUAAAGAAACAGGUCGCGAUGGUCGGGUCUCCAUAGCACGGAGUCCGUUGGAUAAUAUACACUUCUCAAAGGUUCCUGUUGAACAGCCUCCCAGUAACUGGAGCUACCCACCAAGGUAUGAGACGGUGGUCCCUCAAGCCAAGUCAAAAACAAUAUCGGAUCGAGAUUUCAACCUCUCUAAGGUUGUUGACUACCUGGCCAACGAUGUUGGAAGCAGCUCUUUCUCCAAAAUGCAUGAUUCAAAGCAAAAACUUGACGAGUCUAAGAAAGAAGGAGAAAGCAAGGAAAAGCAAAAACGUGUUCUAAAACCCACGAUGGCAGUCCAAGAACAUAAGCUCAAAAUGCCUCCAACUACAAUGCGGUCAUCGCCUUCUGACAAAGAGCUCAGCAAAGUGGCGGAUGUGCUUUUUGGAGCGGACACUGUGCUAGAAUCUCCCGAUGAUAUAUCUCAUGAGCAAGAUAAAAGUCCACUCUCUGAUAGUGGCUUUGAGACCAGGAGUGAAAGGACACCAUCUGCUCCUCAGAGUGCAGAAGGCAUGGGCCCAAAGGCUCUUUUUCAAGACGUCCCAGCUCCACCAGUUAUAACAGAAACACGAACCGAAGUUGUCCAUGUCAUAAGAAGUUAUGAAUCCCCGGAGGAGAAUCAACAAACGGCAACGAUGGAGUCGCAGCCCGUCAGAUAUAUUGAAUGUGAUGCUAAAGGGCAUAUGAAUCAAGGUGCAUCCCCUUCUGAGCAAGACAAAUGCUACUCAAUAAAGGUCAGCCCUGAUGAAGAUGCUAUGGGAAAAGGUAUGAGGUUGAAAGAGGAGACUCACAUUACAACAACUACGAGGAUGGUGUAUCACAAACCUCAUGGCAAAGACGCUGCUUCGGAAAGGUGCGAUGAAACAAUGUCUGUACAAGACAUAAUGAAGGCAUUUCAAUCUGGGAAGGACCCAUCUAGGGAACUAGCUGGACUUUUUGAACACAAAUCUGGCAAUGAGGAAUCACCACAAAGAGAGGACAUCAACUCAAAGCCCAAGGUUGAAAGAAUAAUUGAGGUUCACAUUGAGAAAGGAAACAAAUCAGAACCAACAGAAGUCAUUAUCCGUGAGACAAAGAAUCAUUCGGACAAGGAAAUGUAUUACUACUCAGGGAAUAGACAAGAAGAUGAUGAGGAGUCACUUCCUAUGUAUCUUGACGCCUCCACAGUUAACACACCCACUUCACAGGAGGAGGAUAGUCGCCCGAGUUCGGCUCAGCUUAUUGCAGAUGACUCUUACAAAAGAUUAAAGCUUCUAAGCCAGCAAUCAGUAGAGUACAAUGAAGAUGGAUCAUCAGAGUUAAGGGGGGAGUCUUAUAAUUUUGCAGAAAAAAUGCUACUCUCUGAAAAAUUUGACCAGUCCCACUCUGACACCGAGGAAUACCUUCGAGAUAGGUCCCACUUAUACUCACCCGACAAACAUAGUCACAGCGAGGGAAAGGUAGGACGGCCAAGGACGGAGUAUGUUUUUAGGUCAUCCCGGAAUUUCUUUGACAAAUCAGGAAGAAUGGCUACUGAUGAUAAUUAUGACAAGAUGACUCUGCUACAGUAUUCGUCCGAGCCUGGUAGCCCGAAACAGUCUGUAUGGAUGCGUGUCCCAGAUGAAGCGCACAGCAGGGACCAAGAACAUGUCAUGUAUGAGGACAGAGUUGACAGAACAGUGAAGGAGGCAGAGGAAAAACUAAGUGAGGUGUCUCAGUUCUUUAGAGAUAAAACAGAGCAGCUCAAUGAUGAGCUCUCAUCGCCAGAGAGGAAAUCACGUAGACCAGACUUCAGGGAAUCAAGAUCAGGACCCAGUUCUACACACAGCAGUCCGGAGAGGUCAGUUUAUAAAAGUGCAACUAGUGGGGAGGAAUGGAGCAGAGAAAGACUCCGAGACAAGUUCAGUGCUACUGAUAGAAAAUGUUCCAGCUUACCCAGCAGCCCAGAGAGGAGGGUUUUACUGCAAUAUGGUGAUUCAGAUGCCAAAAAACAGGUGGACGGUACAUCACAGAGAGGGAUGGGUGAAGGUCCCAAACCCUUCCAAAUGUCUUCCUCAAAGGUCAGUGCAGUGAGGCUGAAGUUUGAGCAAGAGGCGCAAAGACAAGAAAAAAUCAAUCAAAAUACCAAUCCACCGGUGAGAAAACUCCAGGAAAGUAAGCUACCUGUUUACCAAGUCUUUGCUGGUUCAAGUACUCCAAAAACUCCUGGCAGUCCUGGAGUUCAGAGGCGAGUUGCGGAUAUUGAAUCAAAUCCUUCCAGCCAGGCAUGCAGUAAAGACCAGGAUAAGAAUCUCUUUAAGACCUGGGAGAACCGGGGAUAUGGGACUUACAAACCCUCGUCACCUAGACAAUCACCUCCUGUUUAUGAGUCUAUCAAGGAUGUCAACAAUGGGGAUCCCCAAAGACAAGAAACUACUAAAAAAAUAAUUUACACAGAGUUCGUUGUCCGAGAAAGUCCAAACAUAAAUGAUGGUCUAAAAAAAAACUCGGAAUUACAAAGUCAUAUAAAAAAGCCAACUAAUUUUCCAGAAAACCGAAAGUCCACAACGAUAAAAGUUAAUGCCACAGUUGAAUCGUAUGACAAGUCAGGUACAAAUGUACCUACUUUGGCUAGAAAUCUGUUGCAUAGCCCUGAUUCAAAUAGAUCUACCUCUGGGUCUUUGGGGAAGUCACCAGAAUUGGAACAUUGUCUAUCAAAUGUAGCCUGUAAUGGUGUCGACAGUGACCAAGUAGAGUACCUUGAACAAGUUAGUCCUGUAGUUGUUACGGAGGGUUUUAAAGAUAUAAAACCCUUACCUGUGUAUGUCAGCAUUGAAGUAGGAAAGCAGUUUGAAAAGGAAACAGCUUCAGCGCAGUUGGGCACCUACAAGAAGAUUGUGAGUCAUGAGAGUAGGACAGUACAUGAGACUAGGGGUGCAUUUUACUCUGUUAAGCAAAAGCAGACCUCGUCUCCUCAAGGAAGUCCAGAAGAUGACACUCUAGAACAAGUAACGUUCAUGGACACCUCAGGCAGAAGUCCUGUCACUCCUGAAACCCCAACAUCUGAGGAGGUCAGCGCUGCUUCAAGAACUCCAGAGUCUGUAAAAGGCAUUCUGUCUGGCAUGCAGAGCCCUAUCCCUGAAGAGUCGGAAGAUGAGGAUGGAAAAACGUUUAUCUACAAGGAACCUGCACAGGAAAAGUCAAAACCAACUGCAGAAAACAUAGUGAAGAAACAGGAUGUUGACCGCCAAAAGUCAAAGGAGAAAAGAGUUGCUUACAUUGAGUUUCCACCACCUCCUCCUUUGGAGGGAGAGAAGUCGAAGAAAAGGGGAUCCUGUGCCUCAUCUGAAGCAGAGACAGAGAUGAUGGAAGUGAAUCUCCAAGAGGAGCAUGAUAAGCACCUUCUAGCAGAGCCAAUUAUUAGGGUCCAGCCACCAUCCCCAGUUCCCCCAGGAGCGGAUAACAGUGACUCCAGUGAUGACGAGUCUGUCUUCCAUCCCAUCCCCAUAAAAAAAUACACGUUUAAGGUCAAAGAAGAAGGAGACAAACGUCAAAGACCAAAAAGGGCAGAUAAGAAUGGAAAUGGUAAAGAAAGCGGUGUUAAUGGUGUCACAAAAGGCGAAGAUGACUUUGAAAAUGGUAACGACCAGUCAAUUACUGACUGUUCCAUCGCAACCACUGCUGAGUUUUCUCAUGACACAGAUGCAACUGAGAUCGAUUCUUUAGACGGCUAUGAUCUUCAGGAUGAAGAUGAUGGUUUGAGCGAAGAUCCAAAGACAUCCAGUCUCUCCAAUGAUGGAAAACCAACUGACCGCUCAUUUAGUCAGUCCAAGCUCGAGGUGAUUGAGGAAGAAAAGUGUGAAGAUAGUGCGGACAUUAGCAAGACUAAAUGCAAGCCAUCUUCUGCCAAAAGCAGUGGAGAGGAGAAAGAUUAUACCCUUGAAGGAAGACAUCCUGAUAGGCAGACGUUUGGUGACAAAUAUUUUGGAUACCAACUUGAAGAGGAACUGAAUUCAACCUUUAAAACAGUAGCCACCAAAGGGCUUGACUUUGACCCCUGGUCAACUAAAGGGACUGAUAAUGAAGGGGCUUACGACUCCAAAGCAAAAGACGAUGAGUCCAAGCCAUUUGGUUUAUCAGUGGAAGACAAAUCACAGGCUACAACACCUGACACAACCCCUGCACGAACACCAACUGAUGAGAGCACCCCAACUAGUGAGCCUAACCCCUUCCCUUUCCAUGAAGGGAAGAUGUUUGAGAUGACCCGCAGUGGUGCUAUUGACAUGAGCAAGCGGGACUUUGUUGAAGAGAGGCUUCAGUUUUUCCAGAUUGGUGAGCAUUCCUCUGACCCUUCAUCAGGGGAAAAGGGGAAAGGGGGCAAGAUCCUGGGGGUAAUUUCCUCUCAGUCAAAGGCAGGGGAGAGGGCAACAAUAGAGGGGAAAGUAAAGGGUACAGACAACACCACAGACAGCAGUCCAACACUACCAGCAGCAGCGACAACUAAAGGCAGCCCUUCACAACCUCGCAAUGACACUGGCCAUUCUGGUACAGAUGCCCCCAACUGUGAAGGCAUUGUUGAGACGGCCUCCUCUUGCACAAUUACAGCUUCUAAAGUUGACACCAAAUUACGUACCCCAAUUAAAAUGGGCAUAGCUGCUUCUAUUACCGUGAAAAAAGAUUCAGGGGAUGCCUCAGAGUACAAGACAGAUAUGUCAGACAGUCCGAUUGUGCCAGAAUACAUCAGCAUAGAGAGUCAGUGUUUAGAGAGCCAAGGUGCAAAGCUCCCGCAGGCAAAACUAGAAAGAAAAGACUACCCAUCAGAAAAUUGCAACAACAAUAAUAAUCUUGAAUCAUCAAGUGUUCAGGCUAACUACAUUCAGUGUGGCAGUGUGGUGUUUAACCUCCAGUCGUCCUCUGAGCCAACUCUCCAAAAAGCUAGCAGAAUUGAAAAUCUGUGCUGUAGAGACGGAGAAGAAAGUGUAGAGGCACAAACAAACAAUGAAGUUCCCGAGGCAAAAGUUGAAUCAGCGAAAGAAAGUGAGGUCAAGCAGCCUAAAUCCAGGCUUCCAGUGAAAGCAUCAGGAUGGUCUUUCCACACACAGGGAACGGCCAUAGGCAAGCAGAAACCCAAACAGUCAGUGAAAGUUGAGACCAGAAAGAGAGGAGAGCCGGCAGUAGCCAAAGUUGAACCUCGGUCCCGAAUUCCAAUUAAAGAUGUGAAAAAAAGCUGCAGUAAUGCCACAGCUGUCCCACCGGUGUCAGUUCGGGUUAGCUCACAACCCACCAGGGCCUUGGACACUGAAAGAGCAGCCAUACAGUUGCCCACAAGACUACCUCUGAAGGACAGACAUAAGGUCAGCAGUGUCUCAAGUGAGGGAACGUGCAGGACAGAGAAGCAAGACAACCCCAGUGAGGUUUGUAAGCGCACCAUUGAAUACUUUAAAGGAAUUAGCGGGGAAACUGAAAAGUUGGUGGACCGCCUCUCAGACGAGGAGAAAAAGAAGCAGACAGAGCAGUCCGAGGAAGACAGCACCUCCCGGAGCACCUCUCUGUCGGACGCCUCCCAGCCUUCCCAGCCCUCCCAGCCCUCUCGCUCAUCCAGGUCGGGUAGAGGUUCGAGGGCUGAGGCCGGGGCCGCGUCCGUAAGGGCAAAGGUGGCGACGACGGACAGGGCCUCUGGCAGUGAAAGGAGCAGGAGGAGUAGGCGGACUGGUGGGAAGGAGGGCAGUCAGGGACUCACAGGGUCUCGAACACCUCCCAUCGCAGAGAUCAAGCCUAGUCCGCAAAGUCCCUGUGAGAGAACAGAUCUUCGCAUGGCUAUAGUUGCAGAUCACCUGGGACUCAGUUGGACAGAGUUGGCACGGGAGAUGAACUUUACAGUGGAUGAGAUCAACCACAUCAGACUAGAGAAUCCCAACUCUCUGACUGCACAGAGCUUUAUGCUACUAAAGAAAUGGGUUAGCCGGGAAGGGAAAAAUGCCACAACGGAUGCCUUGUCUACAGUCCUGACCAAAGUCAAUCGGAUGGAUAUUGUGACUUUACUGGAGGGCCCCAUAUUUGAUUAUGGUAACAUUUCAGGCACAAGAUGUUUUGCCGAUGAUCACGCUGUUUUCCGGGAUCAGGCUGAUGAUUAUCAGAGCAUUCUAGCAGAGCUGCAGUCCCCCGCUGCUCUGCGCUCUGACCCCCAAUUCCUGAUGCCCGAACUCCCUGUCACACCCAACCCCUCCAUUUCCCAACCGCACCAUCAUCCAGAACCACUCACUCCUAUGUCGGACAAUUCGCCGACUCAACCUCCACCCUGGAGCCCCGUGAUUGUGCCCAGUAUCGCAGGGCUGGAAAGCCCCCCGACUAGUCCUCCCAGAAUCUGUGAGUUCAACCUGCCGGUCCCCUUCUUUGAACUUCCCGAUCCCUCGUUGUUGAAGGUCAGGAAGCCCCACAUUGCUCUGAACGAUCAGCUACUUUUGAGUGAAGAGGAAGACAAGUCUUGCCUUGAAGUGGAACUGCUCCGGAAGCCCAGAUCCCGAUCCGUCCCCACAUUUUGUGGGUUGGGCAAUGGCACAGCCUGCUACACAUCAUCCCCUUCAUUGUCCUCCAUUUCAUCGAUAACCCUCUCGACCCCUGAAAGAACUCAGUUCGGAGAUGGAGGAUUGAAGGAAUGUCCCCCUCAAGUGGAUUUAGGUUUGAAAAGGAAAGAAGACUUGGGGAAGGUUGUUCAGAUGGUCACAGCUGAUUUGGCUGAGGGACAGGAGUCUGUGGAAAAGUGGGUGGAGCCUGGGUUGAUUCUGAAGGUGGAAAGGAAAUGUGAGAUAGUAGUGAAAGAUAGAUCUAAGUUGGCUGAGGGAAACAUUUCUCUUGGAGAAGAAGACAACCACGGGACAGUCAGCAUAGCAAAUGCUGUGCAGCAAAGCCUUUCUGAAGACGUUAAAGCAGACACGGUUGGAGAACAUCUGUCUGAAACAACCCAGGAAGAAACAGGUGAUUUGGGCAAGGAUGAAAUGAAGACUGAUUUGACAGAUGGUACUUUAAAUCUCCAGGAACAAAAAAAUAGCAGAGUGGUCAAGGAGCUAGCAGGUGAUGGAACUGACCCCGAGUCCAUUGUUGAAGCACACAGUGAACCAAGUCUGACAGUGACUGGAUCAAAUGAAGAGAAGGCGGAGAAAGAAUCAGAGACAAAGACUGCAGAAGGCUCAGGGGACAAUGAGGAGGACAAAGAGAAGACUGAAGCCAAAGUUCAAGAGGUCAAGAUUGAGCAGGCAGAAAAAGAAAUGUCUUCGCUUUCAGGUUGGCAUAGUGAUACCUCCAGCGCUAACGUCGAGCCACCAACGCCAGGGCGCAGCGUCAGCUCCGACCUCCUCAACAGACGGGAAAGUCAAGAGAACUCUACAGACUCAAUCACUUCCUCAUCGAGGGCCGAAUCAGGGAGGUCACGACACAACUGUGACAACUCAAGGACUUCACCUCAGGGCGGCUCGUCGGAGUCUUUAAACGGCAGGAAGGAAGAGGGAGCUCUGGUGUCGGAAAAGAAAGUCCAGCAGCGUGUUAGUGUAGACUCUGGUUCAGAGGAAGAACAGACCGUAACCACCAGAAUCUUCAGGCGGCGUCUCAUUUUGAAGGGAGAACAGGCCAAAAACAUCCCUGGAGAGUCCGUGACGGAGGAACACUACAUGGACCGGGAUGGUAACCUUGUCAGCAGAAAAGUUAUCAGGAAGGUCAUUCGACGUAGGUCCACUCCCACGCCGGAGAACCACAGGCGGGAAACCUGGCCCAGCAACCUUCAACAAACUCUAGAUGAGGAAGGGCCAGAGAAAGAGGACGGCUCCAGAAACGGCAGGCGGAAGGAAGAGCGAAGAGAUAAAAAGCACCACUCAUAGCUGGAUGUCUGCUUCCCACCAGAUGUACAGGGAUCAAAUUAGUUCCCAGUCGAGGGACAACUGGAAGGUUCCGGCGUUCGGACUUCACACUGGGUGCAGUCCACAACUAUCUGCUUCAAACAAAUAGUUUUCACCUGAGUGGAGUCGACCCUGCAGACCUUCGCAUGAGCAUGACAAACACUCCUGGUCGCCCAGCGGGAGCCUCUCACCCAUUGGCCGGCUGGGUGCCGAUGAUUCUGCUUCCUGUUGUGCGUGAAAAACCAUAGAGGUGCCAUCGGUCUGCUGGUGCUGUGAGAACCUAGAGGAGCAAGCGAAAGACUCCAAAAUCACACUGAUGCAACUGGGACCAAAGAUGGCACAAGAGCUCAGUCCACAUGGUGGCCAGAGAAGUAGACACAAUAAAAACACUGACGGAACACUUCUUCAACACUCGCCUUAUAGUUUUUCUUGAACCCAUUAUUGUCAGAAUAUUAAUACUUUUGGGAUAUUUUAUUUUAUUUUUAAAACUAAAGCCUUUUUUCUCUCAGUGUGUACAUAUAUAUAAAUAAAUGAAUAAAUGGGAGGCGAACGCACUUUGGACCUUUUCAAGUGCUUUCCAAAUUUAUUAAAGCUGUUUUAAAAGAUCUGAGUGUAACACAGGUUCUUGUAUCAAUAUCAGAGCUGGUAUAACGUUUGUAAAUCAAAGCUGGUUUGAUUUUUAACGGAUAUAUUUCCAUAAAAAUCAAACACCUGCAGUUCCCAAAGUGGGAAUGAAGCUAACCCUGCAAAAAAAAAAAAAAAAAAAGAAAAAAAAAAGUAAGCAGCGUUCAGAGUAUUUUCAAGCAUGUUGUUCACAUUAUUUUAAGUACAAUUUCUACAGGUUUGCAGACACUGUAUUCGAAGAAGAAUUGUUACCCUUUACCCAGACACACAUAUAGCCCUUACAUCACUCAUUUUAUAUAACAGAAUUACAAAAAAUGCCAUUAAACGCGUAUUCAGGAGUGAAACAUGUUGUCGGGAGUCAAAUGUCUCGUCUGUCAUUCUGUCUGUGUGAAAUUAGAGGGAGGAUCCGAAUGUAAAUGGACGACUUGCUGUAAAACUUUAACUGUGUCGUGUGUUUUGGCUGUAGGAGUCUGUGUACACUCUGUAGGCUGUUUGUAAUCAUCUUAGCAGUGUGUCAAUUUGAUUUUGACUGCUGUGGUACUAAAGGACAAACUGGGGCAUUUUACUUUCUUUCAUUUCAAAACCUACUCACACUAAGGGACUUUAUUUGAGCGUAGGUUUACAUAACAUGUCGUACGGCGAAAAACACUGGUUGGUCAAUAAGGUUAUUUAAAUGGUUUUACUCUGAAACUGUGUGAUAUUUUAGGCUUGAGAGUCUGUAUAUGCAGUGUCCAAUAUCGGCACAAUUUACAUUAGGAAUUAUCUUUGUACUGGUUUUCAGUAGAUGCCCAUGUAGUUCAAGUGUGGUGUUCUACUGGUGCAAUGGCUGAUGUCGUUGCUGUGGACAUUUUGGGGGACAAGGGGGGGCAGAGGGGAGGUCAGAAAAGGGUAACACAGUGCUCGCCCUCUUAUUCUACUAUGUCAAUCAGGGGGUGGACGAUCCUUUGAUAUGGUAUCAAUUUUGUUUGAUAUGUGUUUUCACCUGAGCAGAUUUUUUGAUGUAUAAUUCUUACUAACAGAGUGAAGCCAUUGAAAUGUAAUUAUCCUAGCACUUUGGUUAUUCCGGGUCUUUUAGAGGCUAGAGCAGCGACGACGCCACCACAAUUGUUUCAGACGCCUUUUGAAAAAAUAAAAAAAAGCUUUGAUUUCGCAAUAA